AUGGAGAUGGACCAGACAGUAGGGGUUCAGUUGGGCCUGGCUCCUGGUAUUGAGGUGAAUCUGGCUAAGGGGGAGGGUUCUUUGAUUGCUUUGAAAUUGGAACUAGCUGGGGUUAAAAGAGAGAAUGCAAAAGUCCGACAAGAUCCAGGGAUCAUGGGUAGGUGCAACUAUUAUAAUGUUUUCUACCAUGCUCAUGCGAUCAACGGCUUUUUGUUAAAGCAUCAGAUAGACACAGCAUUGAACGCACAGACCCUUUCCAGAAACAUUAUUCCACAUCACGCGUUUUCCUCACAUCACACUUCCAUUCAUAUCGCCUCGUUUCAUAUCCCCACCGCCAAGCCUGCUUUCUGCUUGUGCCUCUGUUCAAUUCAAUCUAAUUCCAUGGCAGCUCCGUCUGUAUCUACCAAUGAUAGUCAGUUACAGAUUGAAGUUUCAAAUGCUUUUGAAGAAAUUGCACCUCCAACUGUAUCUACUUCUGCUACAUUCUCAGUACCAUUACAAAAGGAACCGUGGGGCAUAUUUAUUAAUCAUCGUGGACCAGAUGUCAAAAAUACGCUGGCCAGAGCUAUCUACUAUGCUCUCCACGCCAGGGGUUUUAGGGUUUUUCUUGAUUCCGAGGGGCUUCAGUUUGGAGACUUCUUUCCUGCAGCAGUGGAAGAAGCAAUGCGUAGUGCUUCUCUUCAUCUAGCAAUUUUCUCUCCCACAUAUGCACAAUCGCCAUGGUGCCUCGCCGAGCUAUCCUUUAUGCUCAAAUCUGGCAAACCUAUCAUUCCUGUCUUCUACUGUGUCCGACCUACCGAUCUGCGAUGGGUAGCUGAAGGAAAAGGAGAUUAUGUGAAUGCUUUCGCGGAGUAUGAAAAAAAUCAGAGAUACAGCUCAGAAAAGCUCCAGGAGUGGAAGACGGCACUCCACGAGGUCUCAUUUUACAAAGGCGCAAUCAUCAAUAACAAAGAUGAGGAACAUACGAUGUUGGAGAGUAUUGUGAAUGGUGCAUCGGAAAUAAUGAAAAUAGUACCAUCACCACUAGGCACUUCCAACAAGAAGUAUAUUGAGGAGGCACUCAUUGUGGGACAAGAUUCUGUAUCAGACAGACUUGUGGAGAUGAUUCAUUCACAGGAGCACACCAAAUUGUCUCGUUUCGGCAUAGUUGGGAAGGGCGGGGCCGGUAAGACUCUACUACUCAAACGAAUCUUCAACAGUGACCAGGUUCAGAGUCUCUUUUGCAAUGACUUAAUGAUUUGGCUUACUGUUUCACAAAAUCCAUCUUUCAAUGCUCUCAGAUAUGAUCUUGUCAAACAAAUAUCUCUGAAAAUAAAUGAAAGAUUGGACAGUAGAGAGGAAGACAAUGUGAAAUAUUGGUUGAAUGCAACCAUGGCAAAACACAAGUUUGCCCUGUUUCUAGAUGAUCUUUGGGAAACAAGUGCAACCUCGUUGCUAGAGGAGCUUUGUGUGCCUCUCUUUCCACUCCACAACUCCAACAUCAUCAUUGCCACUUCCAGAACUACUAGUGUGCUCUCACGGUUGGGUGUUCCCAAAUCAUCAUUCAUCCAAAUGCAAGAUUUGACUGAAGAUGAUAGUUGGAGUUUGUUUUCUUUCCAUGCUUUUCCACACAGCGAAGGAAUUUUACCCAGGAACAUCAACGAAGAAAUAGCAAGGGGUGUCUCCAAGGAGUGUGGUGGUCUUCCCUUAGCCCUCAAAGUAAUCGGGCAUGCAAUGGCAGGAAUCACAUACCCAAAUGAAUGGGAAUUCGCACUCCAGAGGUUGCAGAACAAAGCUACACACUCACUUUCAGGCAGGCUUUCCAGCAGUUUGAGAUUAAGCUACGAUGCUUUGGCGGACGUGGCCAGCUAUGGCAUUUCGUUGCAGUUGUGCUUCCUCUACCUUGCUGCUUUCUCAAAAGCCGAAGUCAUCAGAAGUGAAAUUGCAAUAUUGUACUGGAUUGGAGAGGGAUUAGUCGUUGGGACGAAUCCUCUCCAAAUUGGAGAGAUGUACAUGAAUUUGUUAGUAGAUCGAUGCCUUAUUGAAUCGGUCCGUAAGGAUAAUGAUGGAAGGGUGAUUAUUUUUACUGUGCAUGAUGUUUUGUAUGAUUUAGCACAUCAAAUUGCCGAGAAAGAAGAAAAAUGCUCCUUCCAGUCAGGCAGAGGGUUUUCUGAGAUUCUAACGAAUGACUUUUCAGAACAUGUCAGAAUUUCAUUGAUGGACAACAGUUUGACCAGAAUUCCAAAGGCAUUCAGAGCUCCCUAUAUCCGUUCUUUGCUGCUUGCCUGGAAUCCUUUUUUGACAGGGAUUCCAAAAGAGGUGAUUAGGAGUAUGACCUCUCUCAAGGUCCUGGAUUUAUCAAAGACUGCACUCCAGUCGUUGCCAAAAAACAUGGAAUGUUUAAAGAAUUUAGUUUGCCUCCGAUUAUAUUCUGUGCCAAUCAAAAGACUUCCCGACUCUAUUGCGGCUCUCCAAAACCUUCAAAUAUUAGAUCUUUAUCGAUCUGAUAUCACAGAACUUCCGGCCGGCAUUUCUAAGUUGACUACCCUAAAACUUUUGGACAUUGGUUCAUGUAGACAUCUGCAGUACAUGCCAUCUGGGAUCUCAAACCUUACGUCGCUGGAGUACCUGGCUGCACACGGUUCUUCAAAUAUAGGGUGGAAUAAGGGUGAAAAAAAUCGGCUUUCAAUUAGUGAUUUAGGUACCCUGCACAACCUGAAAAGGCUGGGGCUUGAAAAUAGCAAUGAAAUAAUUCGAGAAGGAACGCUGGGUAGCAUGAAGCAGAUAGAGUCUCUAUACUUGCUUCUCACAGGUAUGGAGAGGCUACCCAAAGACAUAACUUACAUGUCAAAAUUGAGAAAACUCUGGCUAUUGUGUCCUCAGUUAGUCCAGAUAGAAAAUUCAUUUUGUGUAUUUCAACAUCUGAGCUCCAUUAGUAUUUUUAACUGCCGCAUGCUGAAACAACUACCUGCUCUGCACAAGCUUCCUAGUUUAAAGCAACUAGACAUAGUUAAGUGCCCCAACAUAGAGAAGUUUCCAGAGGAAUUUGGCAAGGGGAGAGGAUUUCCCAAGCUUGAGAUAUUUUCACUGUGGGAGUUGGACAAGAUAGAGCAGCUGCCAAUAGUGGAAGAGGGAGCACUUCCUUCACUUAAAACUUUGACAAUAAUGAAGUGUGAGGCAUUGCAGAGGUUACCACAGUGUUACUGGAAUUUGAAGACUGUGGAGAAGAUAAGGGUUUAUGGUUGUUCAAAGGCUCUACUUGUCAUCGCAGAGGAAGAUAAUUUUAUUAAGACAAAGACAAAGGUGCAAACAAUAACAUUAUCUACCAUAGAAACACAGACAUUAGAGGGGCGCUACUUUCAUAAGCUUCACAAAGGUAAAUGUUCUCAUUAUAGGGAAUUUUGGCGUAACGAAAUUUUUCAGUUUUUGAAUGACGUUAACGGGUUUUUCUUGUUUUGA
Molecule: messenger RNA, 3438 nt
Organism: Cryptomeria japonica (Japanese cedar)
Lineage: Eukaryota; Viridiplantae; Streptophyta; Pinopsida; Cupressales; Cupressaceae
Product: probable disease resistance protein At1g61300
Exons: 3
Coding region: 1-3438 (1145 amino acids)
Biological process (GO): defense response to fungus; signal transduction
Molecular function (GO): ADP binding
Source: RefSeq, a predicted model, not a curated record